AUGCAACUUCAGUUCCAGCGUGACUGUGACUCUUCCCAUACAGCCUUCAGUGAAGUCGGAGGUUAUCAAGGAUUAUUUGACAAAUAUAUGGAGGCUAUUCCCAAGCGGACACUUUCACCCAACCCUGCCUUCUACAACAUCUCCUCUUCCUGCUACCUGCCCCGUGAAGACUCCUUCCACAUGAUCAGAGAUGCCACCAUGAGUGAUCUGCCCUGGCCAGCUCUCAUCCUUGGUCUUUCCAUCAACUCCAUCUGGUAUUGGUGCAGUGACCAGGUCAUAGUACAGAGGUGCCUGGCUGGGAAGAACUUGACCCAUGUCAAAGCUGGCUGCAUCCUUUGUGGGUAUCUCAAACUACUACCCAUGUUCCUCAUGGUUAUGCCUGGCAUGAUUAGCCGGAUCCUGUAUCCAGAUGAAGUUGCCUGCGUUGUUCCAGAUGAAUGCAAGCAAAUAUGUGGUACAGAAGUUGGGUGUUCUAACAUUGCCUAUCCAAAACUGGUUGUGUCUCUCAUGCCAAACGGCCUCCGGGGCCUGAUGCUUGCAGUGAUGCUGGCAGCCCUCAUGAGCUCCCUGGCCUCCAUCUUCAACAGCAGCGGCACCCUCUUCACCAUGGACAUCUACAAACGCUUGAGGCCACAAGCCAAUGAGAGGGAGCUGUUGAUUGUGGGCCGAGUGUGGAUCUUGCUGCUUGUGGGCAUCAGCAUUGCGUGGAUCCCUGUGGUACAAGUUGCCCAAGGUGGACAGCUCUUUGACUACAUCCAGUCCAUCAGCAGUUAUCUGGCCCCACCCAUUGCUGUCAUUUUUCUCCUUGGAGUCUUUGUCAAAAGGCUCAAUGAGCAGGGUGCAUUCUGGGGCAUGAUGGGAGGACUAGCCAUAGGCAUGGCCCGAAUGAUCCCAGAAUUCGUCCAUGGAACAGGGAGAUGUCUCUUCCAAAGCACCUGCCCUCGCCUGAUAUGCGGAGUCCACUAUCUUUACUUCGCCAUUAUCCUAUUCUUGGCUACAGCUGCCAUUGCAGUGGGGGUCUCGCUCUGCACUUCUCCGAUUCCUGAUAAACAUCUGCAUCGCCUGGUAUUCAGCCUCAGGCACAGUAAGGAGACACGGGUCGAUCUGGAUACGGAAGAGGAGGAGGAAGCAAAACAGCAUAGACAGCGGGAAGCAGAGAAUGCAGCCACCAAGAACGGAAGACCAGAGCUGGUCCUAGAAAUGGAUGAUCCCAAAACAAUGACCUCCUGUGGCCGGCUACGCCAAGGCCUGGACUGGUUUUGUGGAAUGAAUUCCGGCAGCCCAAAGGAGCCAGAACUGAACCCAGAAGAGAAGGACGAGGAUCUCCAGCAUCUGGCAGGCAUCACAAACCACACGCUGUGGAAACAGGUGGUCAACACCAACGCUAUGAUCAUGAUGGCUCUUGCCAUCUUCAUGUGGGGCUACUAUGCCUGA
Molecule: messenger RNA, 1434 nt
Organism: Protobothrops mucrosquamatus (brown spotted pit viper)
Lineage: Eukaryota; Metazoa; Chordata; Lepidosauria; Squamata; Viperidae
Product: sodium/glucose cotransporter 2-like
Exons: 8
Coding region: 1-1434 (477 amino acids)
Biological process (GO): transmembrane transport; sodium ion transport
Cellular component (GO): plasma membrane
Molecular function (GO): D-glucose:sodium symporter activity
Source: RefSeq, a predicted model, not a curated record